CACAAGAAGGCAUUGAACAAGCAUUGAACAAGCAUUGAGCUAGACAAAAUGACCAAAUUCCGUCCAUGCAUUGAUCUUCACUCGGGUCAAGUCAAGCAAAUUGUGGGGGGGACUCUUAGUGAUGUGGCCGCCGAUCUGAAGACAAAUUAUGUCUCCAAGCUGCCUGCCAGUCACUAUGCUGAAUUAUAUCGAAAGCACGAUUUGCGUGGGGGGCACGUCGUGAUGCUGGGCCCAGGCAAUGAUGAAGCAGCGCAUGAGGCACUUCGAACUUGGCCGAAUGGACUACAAGUGGCGGGAGGAAUCACGGAUAAGAAUGCUCAAUACUGGAUUGAUCAGGGUGCCGAGAAGGUGAUCAUCACCUCGUUCCUCUUCCCAGAGGGAAAGUUCUCCAAAGAACGACUUGAGUCCGUUCUCUCUGCGCUUGGGGGCGAUCGGUCAAAGCUGGUCUUGGAUUUGAGUUGCCGUAGAAAGGACAACACAUGGUUCGUAGCUAUGAAUCGCUGGCAGACCAUUACCGAGAUGGAAAUCAAUCAAGAGUCAAUCUCGAUGCUAGAGCCUUACUGCUCUGAAUUCCUUAUUCAUGCCGCAGAUGUAGAGGGGCUGCAGCAGGGUGUUGACGAAGAUCUCAUUGCCAGGUUAGCCCAGUGGUGCACAAUUCCCGUGACCUAUGCUGGUGGCGCUCGAAGCUUGCAGGAUCUGGAAAUGGUUCAUGCCAGCAGUCAAGGGAAAGUUGAUUUGACUAUUGGUAGUGCUUUGGAUAUUUUUGGGGGUUGCGGGGUAACUUUUGCUGAGUGUAUAGAGUGGAACGGGUCACAUUAAAUACAAUUUACUAAAAGGAGGCAUGUCAUUUUCUAGUCAGAUCGAGUCAUUGGGGAUACGUUUCUAGACAAGGCAGCUCGACU
Aspergillus saccharolyticus JOP 1030-1 is the source of this 902-nucleotide messenger RNA. RefSeq names its product 1-(5-phosphoribosyl)-5- ((5-phosphoribosylamino)methylideneamino)imidazole-4-carboxamide isomerase HIS6. The coding region runs from base 49 to 819 and encodes 256 amino acids. Gene Ontology annotation, molecular function: 1-(5-phosphoribosyl)-5-[(5-phosphoribosylamino)methylideneamino]imidazole-4-carboxamide isomerase activity. Lineage: Eukaryota; Fungi; Ascomycota; Eurotiomycetes; Eurotiales; Aspergillaceae. The record is from RefSeq and is a predicted model, not a curated record. Gene Ontology annotation, biological process: L-tryptophan biosynthetic process; L-histidine biosynthetic process. Gene Ontology annotation, cellular component: cytoplasm. The transcript is spliced from 3 exons.